This is a messenger RNA of Trematosphaeria pertusa, 495 nucleotides long. RefSeq lists its product as uncharacterized. Bases 1 to 495 code for a protein of 164 amino acids. The transcript has a single exon. The record is from RefSeq and is a predicted model, not a curated record. NCBI's taxonomy places the organism in Eukaryota, Fungi, Ascomycota, Dothideomycetes, Pleosporales, Trematosphaeriaceae.
AUGGCCAGCCCACCACCACUCCCCCCACGACCCGCAUCGUGCUCACUACCCCCUGCCGCACGACCCCCGUGGGCAAUCGACCAACCCCUCCAUCCUAUCAGGGAACUCCACCCCCUCCUGCAGCUCCCAAAAGCCCUCCUCAUCAACACCCCCUUCAUCGGCGCCUACCACUCCUCCACAUCUCUUCCGAACAAGCAACGCGUCGCCCUCGCCGUCUUCGCGCGCUUCGACCUCGUUAGUGAAAAGGUGUGGAUUGCAGUCCGAUGGAUCUGGACGACGCCGACGGAGCGCGACCGCAAGGCCAAGUUGAUGUGGUGUCGGCUGGGGGAAUGGAGCAUCAUGGACGAGGUGCUGUCGGAUGCGGAGGAGUAUCAAGUUGUGGUGCCGAAGGGGGAGUUUGUUGGUAGUGAUGGACGCGUUAGUGAGGAGAGGGUUAGGGAGAGGUGGUUGGAGGGGAUGAGGUUGGGCGUGGAGGGGUUUAGGGGGUUGGAGUAG